Messenger RNA from Nezara viridula (southern green stink bug), 1284 nucleotides. NCBI's taxonomy places the organism in Eukaryota, Metazoa, Arthropoda, Insecta, Hemiptera, Pentatomidae. The record is from the annotation of a GenBank genome assembly.
AUGGGACUCUGUGAGGAAGUGGAUAAGGACCCACGAGAAAGGCAAACCGUUAUGAAGAAGCUACUAAAGACCAGCGCUGCCCAAUCGCCCAAAUGCCUCGGGAUGAGAAUCGAUGAAAGGCUCAAGUUAAAGAAGCGUAUCCAGCGAAUGAGCGAUAAGUUUUGCAUAGCAAUUAAUAAUAGCCCAGUCGUUAGUGAAAUCUCUCAACAAUCAAACAUGGAUGAGAUCACAGGCACCUACCAACCCCAAGCAAAAGCUCAGCCAAAUUUUGAUAUGGCCACCAUUUUGGCUGCACUCACAUUGUUGAAAGAUGAAUUCAGAUCGGGUUUCCUAGAACAAAGAAAAGAAAUAGAAAACUUCAAUAACACAUUUGAUAAGUAUAUAAAUAUAAAUGACGCAGGAGUGAAAAAUGAAUCAAAAAUGGAGUUAAGGCAUCAAGCAGUCCAUAUCAAUGAAACCAAUAAUAAACAAGACAUCAAGUCUGAAGAUGUCACUAAUAUACAGAGCUCAUCUAUUCAAGAUGGUGAACCACUAGGAAGUAAUAAUGAUGAAAGUACUAUGGAAAUUAAAGAUGGAGAGGAUCCUACAAAUGUACAAAGUAUUGAAAACUUUGUAGUUGAUAAUAAUGAAAAUUUAGAUGGAAGUCAUGCUAAUGAAGAAAUAAAGGAAACCACUGAUGAUGAAAAGGAUUGUGGGACUACUGUUAUUUGUGAAGAAUCCAUGGCCGAAACAGUCAAUGAUAGUGAGCCAUCCGGAGCUGAAAAAGAGAACAUUGAUGAAGAAAAAGAAAUAUUAAUUGAAAAUGAAUUAAUGAAGGAAGAUGAGUCUAGAUCUGAUAAAAUCAACCCUGAUUUGCCAGUAAUAGAAGAGACUGAUGUAAGUGAAGAUAAAAAGGAAGAAACUGUAACCGACAUCACAACUAAUGAUAGACCUUCUAAACCUAAGGAUAAAGUUGUUGACAUCAGGUUCUAUGAGCUAUCUUGUCGUGAAGGUGUUGAAGGCAAGCCGUGCAGAUUCAUGGACAGGAAACUGCACAACCAAUCCCGCUGCGUUCAGAAGUAUUCAUAUACCUAUGCCAUUGUAAAGGAGCCUUUAGCCGAAGAAAUGAAGCCACAUCACCGAUUAAAUCAUUUCACCUCCUUCUCAGCGAAGGGGACCAACUGGAUGCUUGACUACAUCAGGGUGCGGAGCGGGUGCAGCUGUGAGGUCACGCCGAGGGCAAAGAAAAAGAGGAACCUAAAGAGUAAGCGCGUCAAGAAAGGACGUGAAAGUGAAGAAGAUUAA